GUUCCACCACCUUCCUGAUUUUGAUCUUGAUCACGAGUCUCUAUCCACAGCGGACACUACGACGGGUCCACACCAGGAAUUCCAAGGCAACAUGGAACAACGACCUGCGAGAUCGGCACUUUCGCCUUUUCCCGACGGCAUCGCGUAUCUCCGGGUAUAACCGUUGACCAUAUCAUGAGCGAACGCUCCCCAUACCCCGCAUACUCCCUUUCAAACACCACGAUAUCGAAGCGCUCGAGUCACCAGUUGGAAGGGAAUCAGUCAAGAAUAUCAGUCAACAUACCACGAGCACUGACACCCCGAACGAGCAUUGUCCAGCCAUGUCCAACGUCUACCCCCACCCAGAACCCCAGUUCGUCCACUUUCCCAGUCGACGAUCUGUCGUACACAGCACCAAGGGAAUUGUAUCUUGUACUCAACCUCUCGCGACCGCUGCUGGAAUCGACAUCCUGAGGAAAGGUGGUAAUGCCGCGGAUGCAGCAGUGGCCGUUGCAGCAGCCAUCAAUGUCACCGAGCCUGGCUCCACAGGCAUCGGUGGUGACAUGUUCUGUCUUUACUACAAUGCCAAGACCAAGAAGGUUUCUGCCAUGAACGGAUCUGGUCGAUCUGGCUCAGGUGUCACGCUUGAGAAGAUUAGGAAAGACCUUAACAUCCCGGACGGAGAGAAUGGACAGAUCCCCAUGGACAGUGUACAUGCUGCUACAGUACCUGGAGCCGCUGCUGGCUGGGUCGACUGCCAUGAGCGCUUCGGCAGUGGGAAAGUGAGCCUUGAGGAGAUCCUUGCACCCGCCAUCGACCUCGCCGAGAACGGCUUCCCAGUUUCUGAGCUCUCUGCCACAUUCUGGGCGCAAAGUGAAUCAGCGCUGAGAAAAGCAUCGCCAAAUGGUCACGAGAUGCUGAAGAAAGAUCCAUCGGCAAAGGAUGGCUGCAGAGCGCCAAAGGCGGGUGAAAUCAUGAAGAACCCAACUAUCGCCAACACUUUCAGGCUCCUUGCAAAGCACGGCAAGAAGGGCUUCUAUGAGGGCGAGGUCGCUGAGCAGCUUGUAAAGGUUGUGUCUGAUCUUGGUGGCUACAUCACCCUAGACGACUUGAAGCACCACGCGGAGACUGGCUCUGAGCCUGUUGAACCUAUCUCGCUCAAGUACACUGGCCAAGGUGUCGGCGAGUCUACAAAUGGCGGUAUCGAGCUCUGGGAACACCCACCAAACGGCCAAGGUAUUGUCGCAUUGAUGGCGCUAGGUAUCAUACAGGAGCUGGAGAAGCAAGGCAAGAUUUCGAAAUGGGGUCUGAAGGACCACAACACAGCGCAGCAUCUGCACGCCACAAUCGACGCCCUCCGUAUCGCCUUCUCAGACGCACACUGGUUUGUCACAGAUCCAAACGUCGUCAAAGUUCCAUCCGCAGAGCUCAUCUCGCAAGAGUACCUCGCCGAACGUGCCAAACUGUUCGAUCCCAAGAAAGCUGCUGAAGCACCGGUGCACGGUUCGCCCGCUCAUCUCCGCAGCGAUACCGUCUACUUCUGCUGUACCGACAAAGACGGCAACGGCAUCUCAUUCAUCAACAGCAACUACGGCGGUUUCGGCACAGCCAUCAUUCCUAAGGGCUGUGGUUUCACUCUCCAGAACCGGGGUGCGAACUUCAAUCUUACAAAGGGCCACCCCAACGAGCUUGCACCAAGAAAGCGACCAUACCACACCAUCAUACCCGGUCUGACGACCUACAGUGACGGCAGCUUGCACUCAGUCUACGGUGUUAUGGGUGGCUUCAUGCAGCCGCAGGGUCAUGUCCAGGUCCUGCUGAACCAGGAAGUUUUCAAACUGAACCCACAAGCUGCGCUGGACUCGCCACGUUUCUGCAUCGGUGCCGGUAUGCCGAGCGCUGAUGGCAAGAUGACGGAUGCGACGAUCUACCUGGAAGAAGGUAUCGAUGCCAAGGUUGUGGAGGAGCUGCGGGCGCUGGGACACAAUGUUCAACAGCUGAGUGGAUACGGAAGAGGCAUGUUUGGUCGUGGUCAGAUUAUUAGGAGGCAUACAGAUGAUGGACUUACAGUAUGGAGCGGUGGCAGUGAUCUGCGAGGUGACGGUGCUGCUGUGCCGCUAUAGACAUGUGUCGGCUCGCUGAUAUAUUUUACGUACAUACAACAUGCAAG
Molecule: messenger RNA, 2149 nt
Organism: Macroventuria anomochaeta
Lineage: Eukaryota; Fungi; Ascomycota; Dothideomycetes; Pleosporales; Didymellaceae
Product: acylase ACY 1
Exons: 3
Coding region: 321-2102 (593 amino acids)
Source: RefSeq, a predicted model, not a curated record